This is a messenger RNA of Monodelphis domestica (gray short-tailed opossum), 4053 nucleotides long. The record is from RefSeq and is a predicted model, not a curated record. NCBI's taxonomy places the organism in Eukaryota, Metazoa, Chordata, Mammalia, Didelphimorphia, Didelphidae.
CUUCCUUUAGGAGGACUCGCUGAGAGUCCAGAGCGGAGGCUUGAGUCUUCUUUCCCAAAGUUGUUCGGUUUCUCCCUGAGGGGAUGAGAGAUCCUGGGAUACAUUUGGAGCCGGCUAAGAGCCCCGGAGAGGCAGGUAUAAAUAUCUGAGACAGAGGAGAAGGCAACCCGUUCCGGCAUCAGGAGGGUUAAUCCAAUGACGUCACGAAGCUGGAGCACUGGAGGGGGAAGGAUUCCUGCCUCCUCCCUUCUCUCUGCAUCCUUAUCCCUCCCCCUCUUCUCCAGUUCUCUGAUACCCCGAGUGUACAACUCGGUCAGAGCAGGUCUUAUCCAGUUCUAGAACUGGAGGAACCCCACCUCUGGCCGGGUGACUUUUGCCUAUCCCGCCAGGCUUGUAGCAAUCCAUCACAGCCCGAGUUUGAGAGAGGAGCCCGGACUGCUCUGGAGCUAAAGGAGUCCCUCUCCUCCUCGUCCCCCAAUUGCCCCCCCCCCUCCCUCUCAAGGCCAAGUCUGGAGCAACCCCUCCUAAUGCCUGCCCCCGAGACAGAGUCAAGUUCGGAGUCCACAGGGAUGAGGGACACAGAGUCUGGGACAAGCUGAGGGGAGAGUUUGGACAAGAAGCACCUCACAGUCACGGGGGGAGGAGGGGGUGUCAUUGCACACGUCACAGGACUCGGCCCAGAUUCCUAAGACCUUGAAAAGCUGGAGAUCCCGCCCCCACGGUCGGUCCAGGCCUCCUUCCCACCCCUUUCUUCCUUCCCUUCCCUUCCUUUCCUAACUCCCUCCUCCUCCUCCUCCUCCUCCUCCUCCUCCUCCUCCUCCUCUAUUCCUCGUUGCUUCUAAGCUUCUCACUUUGGGGCCAGGGAGCCAGAACCCUGGCCUGGCCCCGAGCGGCUUUGCUGUCCCUGAGCCCCGCGACGGUGCCCUGGGACCAUGCCCUGCCAGUGCUGGAGGAGUCGGAGCAGCGUGGUGCCGGGCGCCUCUUUCCGGAUACUGGUCUCGGACUGCGGGAGUCAGGAACGGCCCCGGCUGCGAGCGCUGAAGAAGAUGGAUCUGAACGAAGAUGAGGAUGUGCUGGCGAUGCUGAAGGGCUCCCAGUUCUGCAAGAUCCGCUCUCUCAAAUGGCGGAAGGCGCGGUUCUAUCGGCUGCAGGAAGAUGGUCUCACCGUGUGGUUCCAGCGCCGCUUCCGACACCCCAAGUCGCAUCACGUCUUCUUCUUGCAGCAUAUCGAGGCGGUCCGCCAGGGCCAUGAGUCCGAGGGGCUGCGGCGCUAUGGCAGUGCCUUCCCUGCGGGUCGCUGCCUCACCAUCACGUUCAAGAACAGGCGCAAGAACCUGGACCUGGCCGCGGCCACUGAGGAGGAGGCACAGCGCUGGGUGCGGGGCCUGGCCAAGCUCCGGGCGCGCCUGGACGCCAUGAGCCAGAGGGAAAAACUUGACCACUGGAUCCAUGGCUACCUGCACCAGGCAGAUUCAGACCAUGACAGCAAGAUGAGUUUCAAGGAGAUCAAACACCUCCUUCAGAUGGUGAAUGUGACGAUGGAUGACAUGUAUGCCCAACAACUCUUCGAGGAGUGUGACAGCUCUAAGAAUGAGCGGCUUGAGGAUGCUGAAAUUGAGGAGUUCCUACGGAGACUACUGAAACGGCCUGAGCUGGAGGAAAUCUUCUACCGAUACUCUGGGGAAGACAGGGUCCUGAGUGCCGCUGAGCUGCUGGAGUUCCUCCAUGACCAAGGGGAGGAAGAAGCCACCAUGGCCCAGGCUCAGCACCUGAUCCAUACCUAUGAGCUCAAUGAUAAAGCUAAACAGCAUGACCUGAUGAUGCUGGAUGGUUUCAUGAUGUACUUGCUGUCGCCUGAGGGUGCUGUUCUGGACCCAGCUCACAAAGAUGUAUACCAAGACAUGAAUCAGCCCCUCUCCCAUUACUUUAUCUCCUCUUCCCAUAAUACUUACCUGACCCAGUCCCAAAUCGGUGGUGCCAGCAGCACAGAGGCCUACAUCAGGUGUGUGGAACUGGACUGCUGGGAGGGCGCAGAUGGAGAACCUGUGGUUUAUCAUGGGCACACAUUCACCUCUAAGAUCCUCUUUCGGGAUGUCAUCCAAGUCGUGCGGGACCAUGCCUUCUCGAUGAAGAAACUGAGACAGAGGUUGACUGACUUGCUCAGGGUCAUACAGCUACUGUCCCCGUACCCAGUCAUCUUAUCCCUGGAGAAUCACUGUGGGUUACAGCAACAAUCCACCAUGGCUCACUACCUGCGGACCAUCUUGGGGAACAUGCUGGUGACAGAAACCCUGGAUGGGAAAAUUCCCAAAGAGCUGCCCUCUCCAGAGCAGCUGAAGGGCAAGGUUCUCAUAAAGGGCAAGAAACAAAUCGUCCAUCAGAAAGAAGAGCCUCGGUCUGAUCUGCCUGAUGAAGACAAAGAAGAUGAACUUAAGCUGUUGAACAUCACAGAGAGAAGGAAGUCGUCUACUCAGAAGUUGGAAGGGUCUUUCCUACCCUAUGUAGAGGAAAAGAAGGAAGGAAAGGAGGAACAAGAUAAAGAAUCGGAGGAGGAGAGAGAGGCAGGGUCUGGAGACCAUAGAAAACAGACCAAGACAAAUCUCCAGAUCUCCUCUGGGCUCUCGGACCUGGUUAUUUACUGCCGUGCCUCCCAUUUAAAUGCCCCGAAUCUGCCUGGGAUACAAGCCCAACCUUGUCAGGUCACUUCUCUCAAUGAACGAAAAGCCAGGAAGUUUGUCAAAGAAGCUGGAAACAACUUUAUCCGAUGUAACACUUACCAGCUGUGUAGAGUCUACCCUUUGGGGCUCAGGAUGACCUCUGCCAAUUAUAACCCCCAGGAGAUGUGGAAUGGGGGCUGCCAGCUGGUGGCCUUGAACUUUCAGACUCCUGGGUAUGAGAUGGACCUGAAUAAUGGCCGCUUCCUGGUGAAUGGGAAAUGCGGCUAUGUCCUGAAACCUGAUUUUCUGAGGCACAGAGACACAACCUUUGACCCUGAACACCCUGGGGCCCCCCAGACCACCCUCAUCAUCAAGGUGCUGACAGCUCAGCAAUUGCCCAAAUUGAACAGAGAGAAGCCAAAUUCGAUUGUGGACCCACUGGUUCGAGUGGAGAUCUAUGGGGUACCCAGGGACUGUGCCCAGAAAGAGACUGACUAUGUGCUCAACAAUGGUUUUAAUCCUUAUUGGGGGCAGACUCUGAAGUUCACCCUUGGGGCCCCAGAGCUGGCCUUGGUUCGAUUUGUAGUGGAAGACUAUGACGCUACCUCCUUCAAUGACUUCGUGGGCCAAUUCACCCUGCCCUUAUACAGCCUAAAGCAAGGGUACCGACACAUCCACCUAUUCUCUAAGGAUGGGGCUUCUCUCUCCCCAGCCACACUCUUUGUCCACAUUCAGAUUAAAAACCAGUGAGGGAGGAAUAGGAGCAGGAUUCCCUCAUUGCCAGUUUAUGCCCAGAACCUGCCUUCCUGCUUGGAACCCAGAGGCAUGGUUUUGGGGAAGAGGAUGCUUUGUCCAUCCUUCUCUAGGAGAGCCUGUGGAAUUGCCAUCAUUCCCUCCAAAACCCAGGAUGCUUGGAACUUCUUCCUCCUCUGCAGUUUUGGGUCCUUCUCAGAUCUGUGGAUAUGAGGGUGGAUACCUGUGUCCUUGGGGCUCAUCCCAUUAUGAGCUUGUCCCCGCUGGGCUUUGAUCAUAGACUAGAUGCCCGGAGUUCUGCUGUGAUCUGGGAAAUGGGUGGUCUCUCUCUGAGAAGGAGCUGAUCUGGCCUGAGUUUUGGCCCUCUUGGAUAUUUUGCUGACCUUGGGGCUAAAGCCCAUGUUUCCUCUUCACUCUCUUGGUGCCAGGAUCUUUAACAACCUUAGAACAUCAACACCCACUUUGACCCUAUGGGCUCUCCUGUUCUUGGCAAGGAUCUACAUUCCAUUCUCCUUUAGGAAAAGUAGAGGCCAGGAAACAGUGGAGACUGAAGCAGUUUUUGGUUUUCCUGAGGAGUCCUCAGGGGCCAGCAAUAUUACAGAAUAAUCUUAUAGAGAAUAAAGAGUUUAUUUUAACACUUCUA